Molecule: messenger RNA, 771 nt
Organism: Cordyceps fumosorosea ARSEF 2679
Lineage: Eukaryota; Fungi; Ascomycota; Sordariomycetes; Hypocreales; Cordycipitaceae
Product: acetyltransferase, GNAT family
Exons: 1
Coding region: 1-771 (256 amino acids)
Source: RefSeq, a predicted model, not a curated record
AUGUCAACGACACAGACCCAAAUGGCACCCUCUACGCGCAUCACCACCACCUCCUCCACCUCCUCCUCCAACGAGCCCGAGAUCCCUCAGCUCACGUACACGGUCGCGCAGACGACAGAAGAGAAGCGCGACGCCCUGCGCCUCGUCGCCGACACCAUCGCGCAGCAGCGCCAGGUCGCCUCCACCACCAUCAUCUUCCACCCGGCCGUCCUCGGGCCCUUUGCCGCUCUUCUCUCCGCGCUCGUCUACCGCAGCCGGCACGACUGGGUCGGCGCCGUCAUUUUCGUCGCCGGCGUGCUGGUCGCCUACCUGGCCGCCGUGCAGUACUUUACCUACGGCUACCUGCAGCGCGCCGAGGCCUUCAACUGGAAGGCCUUCAUCACCCCGGAGGAGGGGGAGGGGGAGGACACGGUCAUGUACGCGCGCUACGGCGAUAGCAUCAUCGCCACGCUUGUGCUGCGUCUGGGCAAGGCUACCAAGACAAAUACCUCGUCGAAGAAGAAGGGAAGCCGCUCGGCCGCGCAGAUUCGCGCGUGGGCUACGCGUCUGCGCUACCGCGGCACCGGCGUCGGCGGUGACAUGCUGCGCAACGCGGUCGCAUUUUCCCGCUCCUCGCUCGGCCUGGCGGCCUCGAUCGAGUUCAGCGAUCCUCAUGCUCAUACUGUCGAUACCACCAAGCGCUUCACCGCGCCCUUUGCGCGCCGUGAAGCGAAGGCACGCCAGGCUCUCGCUCAGGCCAUCGAGGAUGUCGACGCAGCCACUGAUCAAUAA